UCGCGCUCACCACCGUAGCUGUCAUAGCUGGGCGGUAAACAAUCACAAGCAAUAUCAACAACGUCGUCAGCUAGUGUGGUUAAGUUUCUUACGGUUAGGUUCGUAAGAGUAAAAAUUUGUCCGUUCACCGGAACUCGAAAUGUCGCUCAAUAUAUCGUUGGCGGAAAUUCAAGCGACCAUGGUUGCGGCGGCCAAGGUGAAACAUUCACCGCACGCCGCAACGGUCAAGGCCCUACCGUACGCCAUUUCCACCGACAUACUGGAUGAUCUGGCCAGCCGCUUCAUCAUCAACGUGCCGGUGGAAGAGCGUGAAAACCUGAUCCGUAUCUGCUUCCAAGUCGAGCUAGCGCACUGGUUCUACCUGGACUUUUACUGCUCGGAGAACAAACAGAAGUGUGGCAUCAAGCAGUUUGCCCAGCAGAUGUUCAUGCAUGUUCCAUUUUUACAACCGCAUUGCAGACAGGUAGAUGAGGUGCUGGAGAACUGGAAGCAGUACAAAGUCACCGUUCCGACUUACGGUGCGAUACUGCUAACGGAGGAUCUGAAACACGUUCUGUUGGUACAAUCGUUCUGGGCGAAAUCUUCGUGGGGCUUUCCGAAGGGUAAGAUCAACGAGAAUGAGGAGCCGCUUCACUGCGCUAUUCGUGAGGUGUACGAAGAGACGGGAUACGACGUAACAAAUCUCAUCAACCCCGGCGAAUACAUUGAGCUUGUGAUAAACUACCAGUUUACGCGCCUGUACCUGGUGCCGGGUGUGCCCCUGACGACAGUGUUUGCACCGAAGACACGCAACGAAAUCAAGUGCUGUGAGUGGUUCCCGGUUGAUCUGCUUCCAGUGACGAAGCACGUAAGCAUCGUGAAGGACAAUCAAAACAUUUCCGGCAACUCUUUCUUCAUGAUCCUACCGUUUGUCAAACGGUUGAAGAAGUGGGUCGCCGAAUCGCACGGCAAGGGUGGUAAGGGCAACAAGUCCACAGGCAAGGGGGCAAACCAUUUGCAGGCAUGCAAUUCCCCCGUGUUCGGGCGUGGCGAGUCAUCUGGCAAGCAGAAGAUAUUUUUCGACAACAACAUUGUCGGCAGCAGUGGAGGCAGCGGUAGCAAGAUUACAGCCAACCAGCAGUCUCUUCAGCAGCAAGCACAACGACAACGGCAGAGGCAUAAAUCGAUGGGUGAAAUUGAUCCGCAAUCUGGGGUCACUCGCGUUGAAAGCGCUUUUGGUUCACCAAACAAUGAUGGAAAUCGAUCGCAACGUGAAAUGAUCGACCUUUACGAAGACUUCACGUCGAUCGUCGAUCGGUCGACGUCGACAGCGACCAAAAAGAUCUCCCGUAAAGAGAAUGUAAAUCAGUUUCAGCAGCAAUCGCAGCAACAGCAACAACAGAAUGGUAACCAGCAGUUUUUCAAAAAUAGCCCGAAUGUUGCUCAAGUGCUACAGAAUGAUGGAAACCGACCGCAGCGAGAGAUGAUGGACCUUUACGAAGACUUCACGUCGAUCGUCGAUGGAUCAACUUCAGCGACCAAAAAGAUCUCCCGCUGGCGGAAAAGGCAAGAUCAAUCGCUGGCGGGAUCCACGGGUUCGGCAGCAGCACCAUCGGCCCCCGAGCCCCCUGUUGAACGGCCGAUGAAGCCUCAAAUAAAAAGGAAACUUUUUAACUAUACACCUCCUACGGUGGACGAAAUGGUCGAGAGUGGCAAGAUGAAUGAGAAGACGGAAGAUCCUUUUCUUCAGUUUACCAAGAUCGACGCAUGGGUUGACUUUAAACUGGACUUCAGUAAGUUUCUUUGA
Molecule: messenger RNA, 1786 nt
Organism: Anopheles bellator
Lineage: Eukaryota; Metazoa; Arthropoda; Insecta; Diptera; Culicidae
Gene: DCP2
Product: m7GpppN-mRNA hydrolase
Exons: 3
Coding region: 140-1786 (548 amino acids)
Biological process (GO): deadenylation-dependent decapping of nuclear-transcribed mRNA; nuclear-transcribed mRNA catabolic process, nonsense-mediated decay
Cellular component (GO): cytoplasm; P-body
Molecular function (GO): RNA binding; 5'-(N(7)-methylguanosine 5'-triphospho)-[mRNA] hydrolase activity; manganese ion binding
Source: RefSeq, a predicted model, not a curated record